This is a messenger RNA of Phyllostomus discolor (pale spear-nosed bat), 3227 nucleotides long. RefSeq names its product histone-lysine N-methyltransferase PRDM9-like. Gene Ontology annotation, molecular function: histone H3K36 methyltransferase activity; histone H3K4 methyltransferase activity; protein binding. NCBI's taxonomy places the organism in Eukaryota, Metazoa, Chordata, Mammalia, Chiroptera, Phyllostomidae. Bases 339 to 1883 code for a protein of 514 amino acids. Gene Ontology annotation, cellular component: nucleus. Gene Ontology annotation, biological process: positive regulation of reciprocal meiotic recombination; regulation of DNA-templated transcription. The transcript has 9 exons. The record is from RefSeq and is a predicted model, not a curated record.
CGAGGGCGGGAAGCCGAGGAGCUUGUGGGGACACUCGGCCGAGGUGGGCAGCGCGGCGGGGCCCCGGGAGACUGCCGGUCUCAGGGCCCCACGACCGGCUUUCCUGUGUCACCGCCAGGGCAGGCCACUGAGCUCCAGGAGGAGGACCCUGAGAAUUCCAAUGAAGAACGGGCUCUGAGGCAGCAAGUCACACCUUCUUGGGUGGCCUUCAGAAGGGAACAGAGUAAAGACCAGAAGGCAACAUCCAGGGUACCAUUAAGCAAUGAAUAUGGCUUGAAGGAACUGUCAGGCACAGCAAAUUGGUGACUGCAAGUGACUCAGAGCAUGCCCAGAAACCAAUGUCCCCUCUUGGAGAAGCAUGUGCCUUUGGAAAGCACACUAGACAAAUAUCAGAACUCAGGAGAAAGGAGAUGGACAUGAAGAUGUACAGCCUACAAGAAAGAAAGGGACAUGUGUACCAAGAGGUCAAGGAGCCCCAGGAUGAUUACUACCUUUAUUGUGAGAAGUGUCAGAACUUCUUCAUCAACAGCUGUGCUGUGCAUGGACCCCCUACAUUUGUAAAGGACAGUGCAGUGGACAAGGGGCAUCCCCACCACUCAGCCCUCACCCUGCCCCCUGGGUUGAGGAUCAGCCCAUCAGGCAUCCCUGAGGCUGGGCUUGGAGUAUGGAAUGAGACAGCUGACUUGCCAGUGGGUCUGCACUUUGGCCCUUAUGAAGGACACAUCACAGAAUUUGAAGAGGCAGCUAAGAGCAGAUACUCCUGGCUGAUCACCAAAGGGAGAAACUGCUACGAGUAUGUGGAUGGAAAGGACAAAUCCUGGGCCAACUGGAUGAGGUAUGUGAACUGUGCCCGGGAUGAUGAAGAGCAGAACCUGGUGGCCUUUCAAUACCAUGGGCAGAUCUUCUACCGAACCUGCCGGGUCAUCAGGCCGGGCUGUGAGCUGCUGGUCUGGUGCAAGGAUGAGUAUGGCCAGGAGCUGGGCAGCAAGUGGGGCAGCAAGUGGAAGAGACAGCUCACGUCCGGGAGAGCAGAACCAAAGCCAGAGGUGCACCCAUGUCCCUCCUGCUCUCUGACCUCCAGUCAGAAAUUCCUCAGCCAACACGUGAAAUUGAAUCAUUCCUCUCAGAUUCUCCCAGGAACAUCUGCAAGAAAACACCUCCAAGCAGAGGAACCCUGUCCAGAGGAUCAGAAUCAGAGGCAGCAAUGUACUAAUACCUGCAGCUGGGAUGAAAAAGCUGAAGGUCAAGAGGUCAAAGAAAGGUCCAACCUUUUGCUUAAAAGGAUCAGUCAGAGGAGAAACUUAAGAUCCUUUUUCCAACCUUGCAAAGAACAAAUGAGGAGCUCUAGUGAGCAUGAGAGAAUGAUGGAGGAAGAGCCCUGUAGAGGCCAGAAAGAGAGUCCUAAGGACACAGGCAAGAUAUUUGUGAAAGUAGGAAUGUCAAGAAUUAUAACAAUCAAGUAUGGAAGGUGUUGGCAAGGCUUCAAUGAUGGCUCACAUCUCAUUAGAGACCAGAGGACACACUCAGGAGAGAAUCCCUAUGUUUGCAGGGAGUGUGGGCAAGGCUUUACACAGAAGUCAGGUCUCUUCACACACCACAGGACACACUCAGGGGAGAAGCCCUAUGUUUGCCAGGAGUGUGGGAGAGGCUUUACAUGCAAGACAAGUCUCAUGACACACCAGAGGACACACUCAGGGGAGAAGCCCUAUGUUUGCAGGGAGUGUGGGAGAGGCUUUACAUGCAACUCAAUUCUCAUCACACACCAGAGGACACAGUCAGGGGAAAUGCCUUAUGUUUGCAGGGAGUGUGGGCAAGGCUUUACACGGAAUUCAGCUGUCAUCAGAGAACACACGCAGGGAGACCUAUGUUUGUGGGUGGACUGAUUGAGAGAUUAGCAUUAAGUUGCAUAUCAACAGCCACAGGAAGUCUAUGGCCCCUUACUUUCCCCAAGAUUGUAAGUACAGAAGUAACCAAACAAACCCUCCAGUUUCAUGACAAGAGAUGAGAUGGACAAACAGGUCCAUGAGUGAUACAGGAAUGUCAGCACCAAUCUCCUUCAUGGUUUUUUGACAUCCUAUUCUAACAAGUUUUAUCUGCAUGCCAAUGUGAAGCCCAUGUCCCUCAUUCCCCCAUCACUGAAAGCAGAGAGUUCAGGAAGAGCCACAGAGAGCUCACUGUCAGCCACAGAAAUAUGAUUCCUGCAAAUGCAUAAGUCUUUAGUCAAUCUACUCUGGUUUCUGCUCAGAGAGAGGGAUUUGAGACAGACUCUCGAGGAAAGGGAAUUCCCUGGACUCCUGGAAAUUGGGGCCUUUUCUCGUAAUAGGCUCCCUACCCUCCUCACUUGGCUUCCCUUGGCUAUUCCAGUUUCCUACAACCUCCGGAGCGCCAGAGGUGAACAGCAGGGAGGGCUUCUCCCCUGAGUGUGUUCACCCCUCAGCCAGACGUGAGCCUGGCUCAGUCUGGGCACCUGGUCUUCCUCACUCUCCUUGCUGCCCCUUCAGGGUCAGCAUUUCCUGGUGCACAGCAUACAGCUUCCACAUCAGUCCAUAGUGGGUGUGAGCCUCAGCUCUGUCUCCUCCAGUUGUGUGACCUAAGACAAGAUUCUCAACUUCUCUCUGCCUGCUUCCUAGUCUGUGCAAUGGAAAUGGGAACUCCAGCCUUUUGGUUUGACAUUCAAAGUUGAGUCAGCACAGACAGAAUCUGGCAAGAGGAUCGCUGAGAUCACAAGUCCUGCUGAACAGCCUUCAAUGCCCAUGUCUUCCGGGUCUUUAGUGUUGGACAAAGGAAGAUAAGGACAGGGUAGGGGUGUGUAGCCAAAUUCAGAAUUUGAGCAGACCCCACUGCUUUCCCCCAUUUAGACUCAGCUGCCCUAAGAAGGAGGCCUGAGGUGAGGGAUUCACUUCCUUCCAGGUCACCACCCUCCCACUGAGCCUGUGCACCCUCAGAGCCUCCUCAACACAGGCAGGUGGUACUUACUGAGAGUGGCCUGUGAAAGGAGACCCUCACCCACCCCUUGCUGAGAACUGACACUGGAAACAGCAUCUGCCUGCACUGGUGUGUUAGGUAGGAUAGAUAAUAAGCCAAGAUGGGGAGGAUGAGGAAGACAUGUCUCACCCACUAACUCAGCAGUCCUGAGCCUGGUACAAUUCCAUUGCUAGAUGUUCCACUAUCCCAAGACACACCAUGCUGACACAUAGAAAUUCUAGGUAUCAUUUCCACCAUCUGGG